AUGCUUAGCUUUAUAGAUGAUGAAGAGGAGGAUGCAACCCCGCAGUCGUCGGAGCUGCAGUCCCCGCAACCGCCACCGCAGAAGCAACAACAACAGCAGCAGCGGCGGCGGCUGCUCGCUCCCGGGACUAAUGGCAGCAGCAGCAACAACAACAACAGCACCGAUGGGACAUUUGCAGUCCCUGUGUUCCGGCCGCGUCAACGACGUCAGCCGCAUCAGCCCCAGGAUCAGAUUGGUCCAUGCGUAAAGCCAGCUCUAACGCACAAGGAAUACCUCAGUCGUCGUGCUGCAGAGCUAGCAGCAGAAGCAGCAGCAGAAAGAGAAGCAACAACAACAGCAGCAACAGCAGCAGGACCCGAAGCAGCAAAUGCAUCAUCAUCAGCCUCUGGGGACCCCCCGAAGCGUCAGCGCCGCACAGGUUGGACAGAUGCUGAGGAUGAGGGGGCCCCCGAUGGGGCCCCCCAGUCUGGUUGGGGGCCCCCCGUGGACCCUAAAGUACAAGAAGAAAGAAGGAAAGCAAUUGAGUUGGCAUUAGAGGGAGAGAAGAGGCGAAUAGCAUCUACGGUUCCUACGACAGAAGAAGAGGAAGCAGAGAGGGCAUUACAACGAAUGUGGUAUGACCGAGACGACAGCUCAGGGUUGCAACUUGGUGAUUAUGAGGAAGACGAUACUCGCAAUUUAUUAAAAGAGGAAAAAUUAAAGAGUUUAAAAGGGGGGGCCCCCACAGGGGCCCCCGGUCGCUCGUUAGCAGAGAUGCAGCGACACAGGGAUAAUGAAUUAUGGGAAGAAGUACUAAUGAAUAGAGGAGGAGCAGGACAAAGGAGAGAAAUAAGUUUAGAUGAACAGGAAGAAUUAGAAGAAACAGAAAAAGAACAUGUUAUAUGCAGACAAUUAUUACCUCCUUUCCUCGCUGAAUAUAAACCCUCAGAACGUAAUGUUAGCGUCGUAAAAGAUGUAACUAGCGAUAUGGUCACUCUUGCCAGGAAGGGCAGCGCCGUGUUGCGUUAUACAAAGGAUCGAGAGGAUCGAGCAGCAGUUCGCCAGCGUUUUUGGGAAGUGGCGGGAUCGACACUAGGGAAGUUGCUGCAGGGUGCUGAGGGUAGAGAAGCAGAAGCAGCAGCAGAGGAGAGAGCAGCAGCAGCAGCAGCAGCGGCAGCAGCUGAGGCGGAAGCAUUAGGUAAACGUGGUCGUGAUGGUUAUGCUGCUGCAUUUAUCAACAGCAAACCAGGUUCUACUGCUUUUACGCCGCAGCAGCUGCACCAGCAGCUGCAGCAGCAGCGGCAAUCUUUGCCUGUAUAUAAAGUAAGAGAAGAAUUUAUUCAAAUAUGUAGGGAGCACCAAAUAAUUGUUGUUGUAGGAGAAACAGGAAGUGGCAAAACAACCCAACUUACUCAAUAUCUCUAUGAGGAAGGAUAUGCAAUAUCUCCUGCUGCUGCUGCUGCUGCAGCAGCAGCAACCCCCAACUCCCGCGUUACAUAUAGAACGUCGUCAUAUCCCUCCUACACAGCGGGAACGCCCUCUUCUGCAACAUCAGCAUUACCAUCAGCAGCAGCCGAAGCAGAAGCAGCAGCAACAGCAGCAGCAGGUGGUGCAAAUUUAUUCUCUGUGGGUAUAAUAGGGUGUACACAACCACGUCGUGUUGCUGCUGUAUCUGUAGCUAAACGUGUUGCUGAAGAAAUGGGGGUUGAUCUUGGCAAUCUUGUUGGUUAUUCUAUUCGUUUUGAGGAUUGUACAUCACAAGAAACAGCAAUUAAAUAUAUGACGGAUGGUGUAUUAUUAAGAGAAAGUCUUAGUGAUCCUGAUCUAGAUAAAUAUAGUUGUGUUAUCAUGGAUGAAGCACACGAAAGAUCUUUGAACACGGAUAUAUUAUUUGGUGUAUUAAAGGGAGUAGCAAGUCGUCGUAGGGAUUUUAAGUUAAUUGUAACAUCAGCAACAAUGGAUGCAGAUCGUUUUUCUUCUUUUUUUGGUGGUGCUGCUAUAUUUCAUAUACCAGGAAGAACAUUUCCUGUAGAGGUAGAGUUCACAAGAUGUAUACCUGAUGAUUAUGUAGAUGCAGCAGUACAAAAAUGUUUAGCAAUACACUGCAGUACUCCUUGUGGGGGAUCGGAUGCUGCGAAUACAGCUGAAGGGGAGGAUGAAUUUGAAGGACCAGGGGAUAUUCUUCUUUUUAUGACGGGACAAGAUGAUAUUGAGGUUUCUUGUAUUCUUCUUGCUACGCGAUUAGAACAGAUAGGGGAGAGGGCUCCCCCCUUAACAAUAUUACCUAUAUAUUCGCAGUUACCUGCGGACUUACAAGCAAAGAUAUUUGAGCCAUCGAAGUAUAGGAAGAUUAUAGUAGCAACAAAUAUAGCAGAAACAUCCUUAACAGUAGACGGUGUUCGUUAUGUAGUAGACUGCGGGUUCUGCAAGUUAAAGGUAUUCAAUCCUUCUAUUGGUAUGGAUUGUCUACAAGUAACACCUAUAUCACAAGCAAAUGCUAAUCAAAGAAAGGGGAGAGCAGGGAGAACAGGACCAGGGAAAUGUUAUCGUUUAUAUACAGAAACUGCUUUUAUAAGGGAAAUGUUACCCUUAACAGUACCCGAAAUGCAAAGAACUAAUCUGAGUAAUGUUGUGCUUCUCCUUAAAAGUAUUGGUGUUGAAGACUUGCAACAAUUUGAUUUAAUUGAUCCUCCCCCUCAAGAAAACCUUCUUGAUGCUAUGUUUCAACUAUGGAUAUUAGGGGCAUUAGAUAAUAAUGGAUAUAUUACCAAUACAGGCAUUAAAAUGUCUUCCUUCCCCUUAGACCCUCCCCUAUCAAAGAUGCUGCUAGCAGCAGCAGAUCUAGGGGGUGUUAGCGAGCUUGUAUCUAUUGUUUCUCUUCUUUCUGUUCCUUCUAUCUUCUUUGUUGCUAAAGAAAAACAACAAGAAGCAGAAGGAAUAAAAGAAAAAUUCUUUGUACCCGAGAGCGAUCAUCUUACUCUCCUUAAUGUCUUCCAACAAUGGAAAAGAGCCAAAUGCAACCCUCAAUGGUGUCUUAAACACUUCGUACAGCCAAAGGCAAUGCAGAAGGCGAAGGAAGUUCGCGACCAACUUGUGGAUACGAUGAAACAACAAGGAAUACCAGAACAAUCAUGCGGCACAGAUUGGGAUAUCCUUAGGAAAGCAAUCUGCGCCGGUUACUUUCACCACGCCGCUAAACUACGUGGAAUAGGAGAAUAUGUAAAUAUGAGGACUUCUGUACCCUGUCACGUUCAUCCAACUUCGUCUCUUUACUCGGCUGGAUAUACACCCGAAUAUGUGGUCUACCACGAGCUUCUCCUCACCACUAAAGAGUAUAUGCGAAACGUGACAGCCGUGGACGCACGGUGGCUAGCAGAAUUAGGGCCCAUGUUCUUCUCCAUCCGCAAGGUGGGGAUGGGCGGUCGUCAGCUGCAGGCAGAAGAAGAUGCAGCAACAGCAGGUACAGGGACAAUCUUAACAGCAAGCGCUCCUAUCGCUGCUCCUGUUGUUGUUGCCUUUGAAGCCCAGAUGCAGCAAGAUGCGCUGCGGCUGCAGCAGAAGCAGCAGACAGCAGCAAAGUCAACUCCGCGCAUGCACGUCGAAGCAACAACAGGCCGUAGGCCAAAGACAGCAGCAGCAGCAGCAGCUGCUGCUGCUGCUGCUGCUGCGGCUGCGGCUGUUGCUGCAGGAGAGACGGAGAAGACAGAGGACGGUGAAGAAAUGAACAACCAGACAGACAACGACGAUGAAGCUGCCGUCCUCAAGCUAAGACGCCUUCGCAAUACUAUCAGUAGCACUCGCAAGGUGUCUCCUCAGCUGCUGCUGCUCGGUGUAAAGACAGAAGCAAAUGAUGAGACAAAGCCGGAGCAGCAGGCGGCAGCAAAUGUAGCCAAGCAGCAGCCGCUAACAGCAAAAUCACCAAAAGAUGAAUAA
Eimeria maxima is the source of this 3912-nucleotide messenger RNA. RefSeq names its product ATP-dependent RNA helicase, putative. The transcript is spliced from 8 exons. The record is from RefSeq and is a predicted model, not a curated record. Gene Ontology annotation, biological process: mRNA splicing, via spliceosome. Gene Ontology annotation, cellular component: spliceosomal complex; intracellular anatomical structure. The coding region runs from base 1 to 3912 and encodes 1303 amino acids. NCBI's taxonomy places the organism in Eukaryota, Apicomplexa, Conoidasida, Eucoccidiorida, Eimeriidae. Gene Ontology annotation, molecular function: RNA binding.